Rhodamnia argentea is the source of this 1536-nucleotide messenger RNA. Its product is annotated as protein DETOXIFICATION 49-like. The record is from RefSeq and is a predicted model, not a curated record. The transcript is spliced from 2 exons. The coding region runs from base 1 to 1536 and encodes 511 amino acids. Gene Ontology annotation, biological process: xenobiotic detoxification by transmembrane export across the plasma membrane. Gene Ontology annotation, molecular function: antiporter activity; xenobiotic transmembrane transporter activity. Lineage: Eukaryota; Viridiplantae; Streptophyta; Magnoliopsida; Myrtales; Myrtaceae. Gene Ontology annotation, cellular component: membrane.
AUGCAUGGCCAGAGUGAGAGAGAGACAUUUUCUGCACCGCUUCUGGGCGACGAUCAUAGCUCUGAUAUAUCAUCCCAUGUAGAAAGUUUGGUGGGUGUAUCAAAUGAACAAGAUCAGCCAAUGAGACGAUCAAGUUUUGAGGUGUUUGAAGAGAUCAGAAAGCUAUACGCCAUAGCCCUACCUCUCAUUGUCACUGCCCUAGUCGUGCACGGGAAAUCGGUGAUAUCGGCGCUGUUCCUGGGCCGGAUCGGGAAAGAAGCGCUGGCUGGUGUCACACUCGCUAUCGGUAUCGCCAACAUUACCGGGUACUCCGUCAUCACAGGCCUUGCCCUUGGCAUGGAGGCCAUCACCUCUCAGGCCUGCGGCGCCAGACGAUGGCCUCUUAUGGUCCAAACCCUACAACGCACGAUUACUAUCCUGACCCUCGCCUCCGUGCCCAUCUCCGUCCUUUGGUUCAAUGUCGAGCCGAUUCUCCUCCUGUGCGGCCAAGACCCGAAAAUGGUCUCGGUGGCCGCGGUCUAUCUCACCUAUGCGAUCCCGGAUCUUUUCUUCCAAUCUCUCAUCAAUCCCCUCCGGAUCUACCUCAGAUCACAAAACAUCACAAUCCCUCUAAUGCUUAGUGCAGGGUUUGGGCUUCUCCUCCAUGCCCCAAUUAACUAUCUUCUUGUCCAUCACUACAAACUCGGCGUGAAGGGCAUAGCAAUGGCACUGUCCACAACCGACCUAACCAUUUUGGCCGUCCUUGUUCUGUGCAUCUACUUCUCCAGCACCUGCAGAGAGUCAUGGCAAGCUUGGUCACUCAAGUGCUUCAAGGAGUGGAGUACUAUCCUCUGGUUGGCCAUCCCGAGUUGCAUCUCGGUGUGCCUGGAGUGGUGGUGGUACGAGCUCAUGAUCGUCCUCGCCGGGGUCCUCCCGAAUGCUGCUGAGGCCGUUGGCGCCAUGGGGGUUUUGAUCCAAGCCACUGCGUUGAUCUACAUCUUCCCCUCGUCGCUCGGGCUAGCAGUGUCGGCCCGCGUUGGGAAUGAGCUCGGUGCAGCCCGGCCCGAGUGCGCCAGGGCCACCUCCCUGGUGGCCCUCGCUUGCGCCGUCGCCACUAGCCUCGUCGUGAUGCUGUUUACGGUCGUCAUGAGGACCACGUGGGGCCGGUUCUUCACGAGGGACGAGGCUAUCCUGGCGUUGACCGCUGCGGCAUUGCCGGUGGUGGGGUUGUGCGAGCUUGGGAACUGCCCUCAGACCACCGUGUGCGGAGCAUUGAGGGGCAGCGCGAGGCCCGCUCUGGGGGCGAACAUCAACCUGGUGGCCUUCUACUUCGUCGGGCUGCCCGUGGCGGGCGUCAUGUGCUUUAAGAUCGGGAUGGGCCUCUUGGGGCUCUGGAUGGGCCUCCUCGCAGCCCAGGGAGUUUGCGCCGUCGUGAUGGUGGUCAUGUUGAUGAGGACGGAUUGGGCUGCGGAAGCAAGGAAGGCCCGAGAGCUGACGGGCGACGCCGCGGAGCAAGGCGACGGUGGAGGAGAGAAUUGCGACGAACGCCCAAAAUAG